UUGUGAUAAUAUUACGAUAUAGUUUUUUUUUGAUUAAAUGGUCGUGUUUUCAUAUUGUGACAAAUUGCAAUUGUAUUGGAUUUUCAACAUGUGGAAAGCACUAUAAAAUACACYAUUAAGUAUCAACUACUUCAAGUAGUAGUCAACAUUUAUUGAUGYGUGUGUCUAYUCAUUGAAUACAGCAAAGUCAAGAACAACAAACAAAUUCCUCAAUACAAUAAAAUGCCUAGCAAAAAGAGGAAGUACAACGCUAGAUUUCCAGCCGGAAGGAUCAAAAAAAUUAUGAGAAUUGAUGAUGAAAUUGGUAAAGUUGCAUUACCAGUUCCAGUUAUGAUUUCUCGGGCAUUGGAACUGUUUGUUUCAUCUCUUUUAGUGAAAGCUGGUGAUGUCACAAUACAAAAAAGUGCAAGGACUCUUACUCUAGCCCAUUUAAAACAAUGUAUUCAUUCUGAUAGCCGUCUUGAUUUUCUUAAAGAAUUGGUGAAAAGUACUCCUGACCAUUCUGAAGAAUGUAAUGAUAUUGCAGAUCCAGCUGUCUUACAAAAUAAUCAAGUCAGCAAUAAUGAUAGUGAUGAAGAAACAUCAUCAAAAACGAUCGUAUGGCACUUGUUACACGGGUGUGUAUGUCGGUUGACCACUGCUGAGUACAGGUGGCUGAUCGCGUUUCCUACGGAAUUUGGUACGUUGCCGUCCGACACGAUAGCACACUUGAGCGCGUUGCGUUUGCUGUUAUCCAUGCGCCGCCAUCGUAGGCAGCUACAGCCGGAUGCGGACUCGAACUAUUGUCCCACCGUAGAGCGCGUAUGUUUAGAGACACUGUUCAGCAAGACAUGGUUUGACCGACUGCUGGCCAUGUUCGCAUCAGGUGACAACUACGUUAGAUAUGUGGCCACGUGCGUGGCCACCGAAGCAGCACUGGGAUGUGUCGGCUCUACUGGUCAUUUUCUGGUACACUUGAUCGAUGGGCUGUUGCUAACGAUUACCACGACGAUAGGAUGUUCGUGUACCGCUGCUGUCAACGUUUUAACGCGCGUACUAGAUUUCAGUGGCAACAACCGCCAGUUCUUAACUGUGGGAACUUUCUGUUGUCGCAAUGGUGAUGAGGUAGGCCGUUUAACCGCUGUUACGAAUAACUCUGACAUUAAGACGCUAUUGUUGGACCGAUUGAAUGCUCGAUGGUUGGACGUCGUUAACGCCACAGUGCACAAAAACAGAACAACGAUGGUCACCGACCACAACAAUCUGGUUGAUAUCGUCGGGCUAUGGACCGCUGUGUUUCGUGCAUUCCGGUAYGCCAGCUCGGCAUUUCGGAACCACGAUCAGUUCUAUUCGGAACUGCCUCGUCUGGAGUGGCUGUUGUACCAGACGGACACACAACCACUGAUGUGGCUGAACACAGUCCGGCUGUUCAGUGCCAGUCUUCAGAGGUGCGUAGAUCAGCAGGUGGAUGACAGGAGGACGGCUAAAAGAAAGACCGUGGCCGGGCGUGCGCUGAUUGGCUUCRCCCGUAGGCGUCUGUUGUACUUCAUGGGAAAAAUGGCGAGCAGUUUUCAUUUGGAAACUAACCGUACGAGGGUUUUGUUGCAGGAGACGGUCCUCCUGGCUAUGCGGUCAUUGCAUGCAUUCGUCUGUGGUAACAAUCAACUUCCCGAUUUCGACAGUGGUAGAGACGCAGCUGCAGCUACGAGGAUUAGAGACGUGGUCGACUGUUUGGACUCGUAUGUCAAAGCCAGCACGCUUUACGACACUGAUGUUGGGUUCUGCCGAUGGACAGUCCGCUUGAUGUGUGAUCGGGACGACGCAACCAUCGAAUGUCUGACAUGUGCGCUGGACCUCACGGAUACUGUGUCCUCUGCCUGGCCCUUACUUGACCCGUUCGCCGGCUUCUCUGAGCUGCUAGAGUGUGUAUCGUACGAACCGGAUGUGCUAUUGGACUACCUCAUUUCCGAUGAGAGUAACUUCCUGCAGUAUGUUCUUCGAGUGCUGAAGACUAUCUGCCGAGAUUCCCGGUGUUUUUUCGAAAGCUGUGGCUCUGGUUUGGACAAWACUAUGGGGCUGCUGAUCAGACUCCGAUUGAAGAUGCUACGGCUGCACGAGAAUCACGUUUUCCCAUAUAACGUCGAGCCCAUCGCCAAAUUGAUACAGCGCUGCGAUGAAUUAUACACUGAAAUGGUCUUGUGACGAAUAAUAUUACAAUACGUAUUAUGGUAUUUAAUAUAUUUACGGUAUGUUGUGUGGUCUGAAGGUGUGAAUCGAUUUCACGGCUAAUUCAUACUAUUGACUUUUGAAAUGUGUGUAAUUUAAAUCUUAAGGCUGUUUCGUUAAUUAUUU
This is a messenger RNA of Diuraphis noxia (Russian wheat aphid), 2331 nucleotides long. RefSeq names its product negative cofactor 2 alpha (gene NC2alpha). The record is from RefSeq and is a predicted model, not a curated record. Gene Ontology annotation, molecular function: protein heterodimerization activity. Lineage: Eukaryota; Metazoa; Arthropoda; Insecta; Hemiptera; Aphididae.